This is a messenger RNA of Penicillium paradoxum, 2085 nucleotides long. RefSeq names its product putative trehalose synthase (Ccg-9) (gene ccg9). Gene Ontology annotation, molecular function: glycosyltransferase activity. The record is from RefSeq and is a predicted model, not a curated record. NCBI's taxonomy places the organism in Eukaryota, Fungi, Ascomycota, Eurotiomycetes, Eurotiales, Aspergillaceae. The transcript is spliced from 6 exons. The coding region runs from base 1 to 2085 and encodes 694 amino acids.
AUGGGAGGCGAAGAUCAAAAGUUUGAACGUCAUGCCUCAGUCACGCAACAACGUCGACUAGCGCCACAGUUCGAGCGCAACGCUUGGUUUGGGCCUCCGUCAGACACCAUCUAUGCCGGUGUCUCGAGCAAUUUUGAAAAUCAUCAGACGUCCACGAUAGCAAUCGCAAUCCGUGAUACCACGUACCUACUAGACUUCAUUGAGAAGCAGUUUACGGAUCGAGCAGGCGCAGAACAAGCCACUGAAUUCAUCCUAUCUGAGUUACAGGCCUAUUCUCAGCGGCAUAUGGAGAAAAUUGUAGGAAUAUCAAUGCCAAAACAUGUUGCAGAUCACUGCCCGCGUCUAUGCUCUCGUCUUUGGGCGGAGCUCGAUAUUGUCCCCUUAGUCAUGUCGAACGCAGCACUGGUGGACAGAAUAAGCGUUGGCCAAUCUAGCGAAGCUCGAGACCCAGCGGCUGAUGGAUGGGAUGUGAAAACCAUUGAUGAGCAGGCUGAGUCCAUGGCACGCAAGGGUGUUAGACUAUUUGGACCGGACAUCACUCCUCUCUUACAAGUGGGCUUCCUCGGUCUCGUGGAGGUGGACACAGCUUACCAUGUGCGGAUUGCGGACCUGAGUGAUUUCAAGACAACAGUCACGGACAGAACAUGGUCCGCCGUUCAGCACUAUGCGAGUGACCUGAAGAAGCGCAAAGUCAAAGUUGCAUUCUUCAGUUCCACCCCUCAAGGUGGGGGAGUGGCUUUGAUGCGGCAUGCUCUCCUACGAUUCUCACAUGCUCUAGGCACUGACAUCAAAUGGUACGUUCCGAAGCCACGACCGGGCGUUUUUCGGGCAACAAAGACAAUGCACAAUAUUCUGCAAGGUGUCGCUUAUGAACACGAGCGCUUAGCACCAGAGAACAAAAAGCUAUUACAGGAAUGGAUUGAGGAAAAUUCCAGGCGAUACUGGACGCGAACGGGCGGUCCUUUGCUUCCAUCAUCAGAGGGCGGUGCGGAUGUGGUGAUUAUCGACGAUCCCCAGAUGCCAGGUAUCAUUCCCAUUGCGAAACGAUUAGUCCCAGAUCGACCGGUCGUUUUUCGAAGCCAUAUCCAUAUCCGCUGUGAUUUAGUCGCAGUGCCUGGUUCCGCACAGGCGGAGGCAUGGGCCUUUCUAUGGGAUAACAUCAAAUAUGCCGAUUUGUUUAUUAGCCACCCCGUGAGCGCAUUUGUGCCACCAGACGUACCUCCACAGAUGGUGGGCUAUAUGCCUGCAUCAACUGACUGGCUGGAUGGGCUAAACAAGACCAUGCGAGACUGGGACAUUGCGCACUAUGGUCGUAUAUUCAACGCAGCUUGUCGUAAUGCGGACAUGCCAACCAUUCAAUACCCCGAGGACUCAUAUAUCAUCCAGAUUGCUCGAUUCGACCCAUCAAAGGGCAUUGUUGAUGUGUUGGUUUCAUACGAAAAGUUCUACAACAAAUUAGUAGCUGAAGCGCCUCACAUGAUCCCUCCCAAACUCAUAAUUUGUGGGCAUGGGUCGGUGGAUGAUCCUGAUGGCACCCGCAUCUACGAUGAAACAAUCGAAUACCUGGACGAAAAAGUCCCGGAUAUCCGCCACUUGAUCUGCGUGCUGCGGGUGCGGCCAGUAGAUCAAGUUCUAAACGCCCUUCUUUCCAAGGCGACCAUCUCACUACAACUAUCCACAUUCGAAGGCUUCGAAGUGAAAGUUUCCGAGGCAAUACAUAAAGGCAAACCCGUCAUCGCCACGCGUGCCGGCGGCAUUCCGCUGCAGAUCGAGAAUGGCAAAAAUGGAUUCUUGGUGGACGUUGGCGAUACCGAUGCCGUAGCACAGCAUUUGUUCGAGCUUUGGACAGACAACGAGAUGUACAACCACAUGUCGAAGUACGGAAUCACUCAUAUCAGUGACGAGGUGAGCACUGUGGGUAAUUCCCUCGACUGGCUCUAUCUCGCCGCCAAAUUGUCGCGUGGCGAACUCGUUCGGCCCAAUGGACAAUGGAUCGAUGAUAUGGCGUUUGAGGAGAUCGGUGUCCCCUUAGUAGGGGAUGAAUUGCGACUGACACGCGCAGUCAAGGUGGAACAUAUGGGCUAG